AUGAUUGAUCUUAUAGUGAGGGAUGACUCCACAGAUAGUUGUCAAGCUUCCAAUGACUAUAAUGGACAUGCAGGUCUUCGAAUUUUGGCAGUAUUCAUCAUACUGAUAUCGUCAGGAUUGGGAGUUUACUUCCCAAUUUUGUCAUCACGCUAUUCGUUCAUAAGGCUACCAAAUUGGUGUUUUUUUAUAGCGAAGUUCUUCGGUUCUGGUGUUAUUGUAGCAACGGCCUUUGUUCAUCUUUUACAACCCGCAGCUGAAGCUCUGGGGGAUGAAUGUCUUGGUGGUACGUUUGCUGAAUAUCCGUGGGCUUUCGGAAUCUGCUUAAUGUCACUUUUCCUGCUUUUUUUCACUGAGAUCAUUACGCAUUAUUAUGUAGCGAAAACACUGGGCCAUGAUCAUGGUGACCAUGGGGAAAAUACUAGUAUCGAUGUGGAUGUUCCAAGUUCCGACCUUGCCGUAAGCAAUAUUGACUCGCAACCUGCAUCUUUCAACAAUGAAGCCGUUUACUUCAUUCAUAACAACAAGACCCCCUAUACUACCAGAAAUGAAGAGAUUGGUGCGACUCCUAUAAAGGAGAAAGAACCCAGCUCAAAUAUCACUAAUUAUGAUCUUGAAGCCGGAAAUACAGAAUCAAUUGCUAAUGAACUAUUUCCAAUGAGCUCUCAUGCAACAAAUAUCCCUUCUGUACCUGGAAAAGACCACUUUUCUCACGAAAAUGAUCAUCAAGAUGCUUCCCAGUUAGGUACACGAAUCGAGGAGGAAGAUAAAGAGCAAUAUUUAAAUCAGAUGCUUGCUGUAUUUAUUCUAGAGUUUGGUAUCAUUUUCCAUUCUGUAUUCGUGGGUCUUUCGCUGUCUGUUGCCGGCGAAGAGUUUGAAACUUUGUUCAUUGUUUUGACUUUCCACCAAAUGUUUGAAGGGUUAGGUCUUGGUACAAGGGUUGCAGAAACGAAUUGGCCGGAAAGCAAAAGAUAUACGCCUUGGUUGAUGGGGUUGGCCUUCACACUGACGUCCCCCAUAGCAGUCGCAGUAGGUAUUGGUGUGAGACACUCUUGGAUUCCCGGUUCCAGAAAAGCAUUAAUUGCUAAUGGUGUUUUCGACUCGAUAUCAUCAGGUAUCCUAAUUUAUACUGGGCUGGUGGAGUUAAUGGCUCAUGAAUUCUUAUAUUCAAAUCAAUUCAAAGGUCCCGGUGGUCUCAAGAAGAUGCUUAGCGCUUAUUUCAUCAUGUGUUGCGGAGCUGCUUUAAUGGCUCUACUGGGGAAAUGGGCAUAA
Molecule: messenger RNA, 1269 nt
Organism: Saccharomyces mikatae IFO 1815
Lineage: Eukaryota; Fungi; Ascomycota; Saccharomycetes; Saccharomycetales; Saccharomycetaceae
Gene: ZRT2
Product: low-affinity Zn(2+) transporter ZRT2
Exons: 1
Coding region: 1-1269 (422 amino acids)
Biological process (GO): zinc ion import across plasma membrane
Cellular component (GO): plasma membrane
Molecular function (GO): low-affinity zinc ion transmembrane transporter activity
Source: RefSeq, a predicted model, not a curated record